Schistosoma margrebowiei is the source of this 2040-nucleotide messenger RNA. The record is from the annotation of a GenBank genome assembly. NCBI's taxonomy places the organism in Eukaryota, Metazoa, Platyhelminthes, Trematoda, Strigeidida, Schistosomatidae.
ACUGAAGGUCAAGAGAGAUUUAAAAUUCUCAUAUUUCAAGGAAAUGUUCAUUAGAACCGCUAUUAUGUGAUUUUACUAAAACAGCUCUCUGUAAUGGAUGUGAAAUGCUCUAGGUAAUACGCUCGAUGCUGAUUUAUUGUUCAAUAGACAUGAACAAAUGCUAAAUAUUAUAAAUGGAGAAAACGUAAAUAUUGAAGAACUUAAAAGAUUGUCUAUUGACGGUUGUCCCGAUUCCAAUGGGAUCCGUUCUAGAGUUUGGAAGUUCCUUUUAAAUUAUCUUCCUUUUAAUGUCGACAAACGACAAGAACGGAUCAUUUUUAACAGAAGGCAAUAUGAAGGUUAUGUAAAGGAAUUUGUGUUUGAGUCUUGUGUGGCAGAUGCUAUGCCUGCUGAUCAUCCACUAAAUUUAGAACCAGAUGGAAAUUGGAUCGCGUUUUUUCGCGAUAAUGAAAUUUUACUCCAGAUUAAUAAAGACUGUCAGAGACUGUGUCCAGAUUUUGAUUUCUUUCGUCGUCCUACAGAAUAUUCUUGUCUAUCAUUAUUUGGAAAGGAAGUACCUGUUGGGGUGUUACGGAGAAGAGGGGAAACCUCUGCACUUCAGUCCCGUUCAUUGAAUAAAAAUCUUGCUGGUGUUACAAAUAUGAUUCAUCUGUCUACCUACGCUCCUUUCCAACCAAGCCAUCGGUUAUCUUCUGGUUUAGUAACACAAUCACAAAGAAGUAUGAUAAACCGUAAAAUAGAUUGGAAUUCGACCUCACCGCAUCAGGAACCACAUUGGGAAGUGAUUGAACGAAUUCUAUAUGUAUAUUAUAAAACUCAUGUAUCUCAGGGUUAUGUUCAAGGAAUGAAUGAAAUUAUUGCACCGAUAUACUACGUUUUCGCCACUGACCCCGAUGAAUCCUGGAGAAAAUAUGCAGAAAUGGAUACAUUUUAUUGCUUCAAUAACCUUAUGACUGAAAUUCAUCCUAAUUUUCUACGAAAGUUAGAUGGUAGCCAUGAAGCUGGUCUAGGUGGGCAAAUGAAAAUUUUAUCGGACUUAUUAUCUAAAUUCGACAAUAAUCUAUCUAAACACUUUGAAAAAAUAGAACUUGUUCCGGAACAUUUUGCAUUUCGUUGGUUAAGCUUAUUGUUGGCACGAGAAUUCAUGCUUCCAGAUGUACUUCUAUUAUGGGAUACACUUUUCUCAGAUCCACACAGGUUCAACUUACUUCCAUAUGUUUGCUGUUCAAUGUUAAUUGGUAUUCGUGAUCAACUAUUGAAAGCUGAUUUUCCUACGGCUGUUCAACUUGUUCAAAAUUAUCCAUCAAAUGUCGAUAUAAUGCAUAUUCUUUUGAAAGCCAGAACGUUUUAUACAGGUCACCGGAUUUAAAUACUUUUCUUUCUAACUGUCAAAUGAUUUUUGUUAUUACCACCUAUUCUGAACAAGAAAUAAACGUGUAAAUGUGCUUUUUUUUAAUAAAAAAAAUGUAUGUACAUGUCCGCAUAUGUUCGUACCUAUCUAUCCACGAGUUCUUCUCUCUCUCUCUCUCUCCCAUGUACUAAUUUCAAAUAUUUCUUCUUUAUUUCUAAUGAACAUUAGUUAUUUGGUGAUUUAUUACAUAACAACUUUACGAUCAUUUUUAUAAUGAAAAUUACUAUUAUUGUUAUCAUUUAUUUCAUAUCAAAUUUGUAAUAUGAUUUAUAAUUAAAUGACUUAUAUUUUAUUUGUCUCUUUUCUCCCCUUCAUAUUAUUUCUUAAUAAAGUGUGAAUAUGAUUGAAUUGUAUUAUUGACAUUGUUGUAUUCUAUUCGGUUAUUGUAUCUUCAUGGUAAUGUACUCAUGAUUUUUUCUCUUUAUUUCUAUUUGAUUAUUAAACUUUAAAUGAUUGUUUGAAUAUUGCGAUAAAUUGUUCAAGACAGUUAUUAUUAUUAUUAUUAUUAUUUUUGUUUCUGAUUUUCUAUUUUGACAAUGAAUAUUAUUAUUAUUAUUUUUGAUUUAAAAACAAUGAAUUAAAUCCUCAUUUUGUAACAAUAUUGUUUAAAUAUAUAUGUGUGAUUUCAA